Molecule: messenger RNA, 1017 nt
Organism: Aspergillus oryzae RIB40
Lineage: Eukaryota; Fungi; Ascomycota; Eurotiomycetes; Eurotiales; Aspergillaceae
Exons: 1
Coding region: 1-1017 (338 amino acids)
Source: RefSeq, a predicted model, not a curated record
AUGACACCAUUUCAGAACCAGCCCGUUCCCGUGCAGCAACAAGGACAAAACCAUGUUAAUGGCCAACCCAACAUGGCUGCACAGUUUCCACAUCAUGGAAACCGUCCAAUGACACAGGUUGAUAUGACCGCCCUACAGGUACUCAAUACAUUCUAUGCCACACGAGCACAACAGCUAGUGCCUGAUACAAUGGCCCAGCAGCAGGCUGGAAUGGCUGCCCCGCCCAGGCAGGGAGUCAAUUCAGCCAACGUCUCUGGGGCACAACAAGCGCCUGGCACGAUGGCCCAGCCACCGACUGGGAUGGCCGCGCCACACGGGAAGUCAGUUAAUCUUAUCAAUGGCAUAGUACAACAACAAGUACCUAGUACAAUGGUCCCGCUGCAGGCUGGGAUCGCAGGGCCAUACGGGCCGCCAGUCUAUCCAAUCAAUGCCGUACCACAACAAGAAGUACAUGGUACAAUGGUCCCGCUGCAGACUGGGAUCGCACCUCAGUAUCAGCAUGGGACGCAUCUUCCACCAUCGCAAGGACUACAAUUCUCCCCACAACAACAUGCCAGGAUGGUGCAGAUCAAGGAAGAAAGAAUGAAAGAAGCACAACUAUUAGAACAGAAUGUGAUGGCAAAGGUCAACCAGAAGGUGGCAGAGGUCAACCAGAAGAACGAAAUGCUCCACCAAAAGAUCGAAGAGGUCUGCCAGGAGAACAAACAGCUCCGCCAGGGAAUGCAGAGCUUUAAAAGACGGACUGAACGAAGAAUGUGCAACAGAAUUAAGGGAGUUGAAAAACGGGCUGUAGAGAGAAUUACCCACGAUGUUCAGCAAAAGAUCAAUCUGUGGCUCCAAUCGUCGGAGGCGGUCAGAUCCCCAGGGUUGCAGGCCGAGAUCAAAGAGCUGACCAGCGCACUGAGCAAGGCUGAGCGACGGAUUCAAGACCUUGAAGGAUGGGCAGUCCUUGGGAGGAGAUUCCUCUAUGAAGUAUUUUUUUCCGAGCCACAAGGGUAUGUCGAGGAAGAGAGCUAA